UCUGCUCUCUGUCUGCCUGCCUCGUCCCAUUGUUCAUCCUAUGCUGUGGGCACUGGAAAGAAACCAUACUUCCCAGAAUGAAUCUCUUCUGCUUCUCUCUGGAGGGCUCGAUGGACAGCCUGUACGAGGCCGUGCAGGAGUCCUGUGAGGCUCAGGUGUACACCAUCCCCAGCAGGUCCCACAGUCCAGCUGUUCUCUUAGAUGACACCACCAACUGGAAGAGUGCAGGGCGUUCCAUCUCCAUGGAAAUUUCUCAAAUCAAUUCAGACAACACUAGAAAAAAGAAACAAAGGUCACUACCAAAGUCUGUUUCUGAAAAUGAUGCUUUAGAUAAUACCAUCUGCACUAAUUCUGGCUGGCCGGCUGCCAAGAAGCAGGAAGAUUUAGUCCUCCUGAGGAACCACCAGAAUGAAGAUAAAGUGAGAGCUGAAAGAAGAGCUGAAAGCCAGAAAAUAACAGACAGAAAGACCAAUUCAAGAAACAUACAGCAAGAGAUGCCUGUCCAGAUUGUCUAUUAUGAGGGGUGUGAUCCAAACCAGCUAAGCAGCAGACAGAAUGACUCGCCUGAGACAGAGAAUGCAGAGAUGACAAGAGGGACAAGGGUGAAAAAAGUAGAGAGGAAAAGCAGUCAAAGAGGAACUCCAACACAAGAGACAACAGCUCAAAUCAAAGGUGCCAAAGGAAUGAAGCAUGACAUUGGGCAACCGUCACAUAAACAGGAGACUUACUGUAUUUCUGCUGACGGGUCAAGGGUCAUGGAGAAAGCCCGCUCUAGGCAUCGCUGGAGUAACCCCACUGAAACAUCUGUAAAUUGGUUCCAAGCCUACAACACCUGUCAACCUCCCCACAAUGAACAUCAUGUCCCCACCUGUGACUGCGCUACAUCCAGAAUCCCAAGUCAAGGAGAUAAAGUCAACGUUCGAAACAUAAAGAGAGACUCCUUGCCCAAAGGAGUGGUGCGUUCCACAACCAGUGUGGAUUUCUGUGCCCCCAAUCGAUCCACCAGUUUUGGGAGAUUUGACACGUUCAGAAAUCAACACUCCCCUUCCAAACUUGAGGAAAAUGGAACACCUGAGGCAGAGGGUGAAUCGGCAGCAGAGAACUGUGAGAAACCAGGAAGUCUGGGAAAAAAGAUGAAGGCCAUCUCGAUGACUAUGCGUAAAAGGAUGGGCAAGAAACACGUCAAAUCCUACUCUGAGGACAUGGGUGAUGACAAUGAAGGAGAAACGGAGAAUGGGACUCCAGCAGAGAAGAGCUCAGACCGCACCAGCAACUCAUUAGAAAGCCUCUACAGUGGACAGAGCUCGUCCAGCUCAGGUGGUGUGACCAGCAAUUCAGAUGUAUCCAGUAACAGAGACAGCCUGAAACUGGAGGAGGAAAUGCCCUACACGGGACAGUUCUGUGGACGAGCAAAAGUUCAUACAGACUUUGUCCCCAGCCCAUAUGAUACAGACUCACUCAAACUGAAGGUGGGAGACAUCAUCAGCAUCAUAAGUAAACCACCUAUGGGCAUAUGGACUGGAAUGCUCAAUAAUAAAGUGGGAAAUUUCAAGUUUAUUUAUGUGGAUGUUUUGCCCGAGAAAGAGAAGGAGGAAGAGGAUGAGGCCCCGGAAAUAAGACCUGUGAAAGUAUGCAAGAAUCCACGACCAAAUACACUUCUGGAGUUAUUAGAGAGACUGCAUUUAGAGGAAUAUGCAUCUUCAUUACUCUUGAAUGGCUACCAGACAGUAGAUGACCUCAAACAUCUGAAAGAGAGGCAUUUGAUUGAGCUGAAUGUGACUGAUCCAGAACACAGACACAAGUUGCUUGCUGCUUCAGACUGCCUCUAUGUCACAAGCAAAGAUGGAGAGGGAGAGAUGAAGGGCGAUGAAGAGGAAGACAAAGAUAAUGACUGUCCCAGAGACUCGGGUUGUUUUAUUCCAGCAGAGUGUCCUGACAGUUGAGGGGCACUCACUAGUUAUUAACUAAUGUCUCUCUAUACUGAUAUAAUUAUUGGUAAACUACAAACAGAACUAUGUUUUCUUUUGUUAUAAUAUGUGUUAGUCUUUCAUUUAGAUACUUGUGCUUUGUAUUUACACAUUUUUGUUCAGCUUUGUGUUGAUGUAACCUUUUUCUGUUCAAUGUAGAUGUCAUUUGAACUUUCGUGCCAUGCACCAUACUUGUGUGUGAGGAACUUUUACAAAUGUUUAUCAUGACUGAUUUGUAUAUAAUAUUAUAAAAUGAUAAAAAAUAAAUUAUUUAUUCUGCA
Molecule: messenger RNA, 2248 nt
Organism: Rhinichthys klamathensis goyatoka
Lineage: Eukaryota; Metazoa; Chordata; Actinopteri; Cypriniformes; Leuciscidae
Gene: samsn1a
Product: SAM domain, SH3 domain and nuclear localisation signals 1a
Exons: 16
Coding region: 78-1943 (621 amino acids)
Molecular function (GO): protein binding
Source: RefSeq, a predicted model, not a curated record